Molecule: messenger RNA, 702 nt
Organism: Oppiella nova
Lineage: Eukaryota; Metazoa; Arthropoda; Arachnida; Sarcoptiformes; Oppiidae
Source: the annotation of a GenBank genome assembly
UUCAGAAUAAGAAGUUUUAACCAUAAAAUCAAAAUGUUGUUUAAAUCACUAAUUUUAGUAUCGUUUGCGUGUUUCGUAACAUGCUACGAUCAAGAGUUUGCCGACUUUGACAAGUUUGACCAGGCGUCUAUUCUGGCAGAACAGGCCAAACUCAUCAAUGUCACCAUUGCUAAGCUCCAGGCGCUGAGCAAAAAGACAUUUGGUUCCCUUGACAUCCUCGCUAUGAUUCGCACAAAUAUAAAGACAAUGGACACUAAUAUGAUGAACUUCGCUAAGAAGCUGAGGGAUGAGGAGCACCUGCCGGUGGUGUACGAUAUCUUCAACAAAAUACAUCACGCCGUCUAUGACUACGGUUUCUACAAAGCGUUGGCUGAGAUCCCGUUCAUUAGCAACAAAACGGAUCAGCCCUUAGCCACUGGUAAAUUCGCGGUCACAUCUGAGGUGAUCAACUGGAGGUGCAAUUUGGACACUAAGAGACGCGCCGUUCAGCCAACCGUUUGCAAGGAUGAGGCCGGAGGUAGGGCCGACUGGAAGACUCAGACCGACCAGGUUCAGGCCACUCUAGUCAAACUGAUCCCCACAUUGCAUGAAUUGGGAAGUGAAUACUGGGCCACUCAGCACCAGAGGAUGUUGGACUUCAUUAAAAACAAUUUGCCUGAAAUUGACUCUGCGGUCAACUCUGUGUCCGACUCGGCCACCCGG